AAUAAUUCGUUCGUAUCAGUGGUUAAAACAUUUUAUAUGUGCAAAAUAUAUUGUACUGAAGUGUUGUGAAAUUGUAUUUUAUUUUAGAAUGAUAUUAAUUUCAUAUAAACAUAAUAUAGUUAGUAUACUAGUACUUGUUAUUGCAGUACAAACAGAUACUCAACAAAUUUUGAAUAAUAAUGAAUUAUCCUCGUCUCAUUCAAAUGAACAAGUUACACAAUACCAAUACGAAAGAACCAUUCAAACAGCUACAACUGAAAAUAAUCAAGAUAGUUCUAUAACUACAAAUAUAAAUACUGAAUUUGUACAAAAAUCAUAUUCUAACAGUGAAUUAGAUCUAAAUAACGCUGAUACAAAUGAUUUAAAAUCUGUAGCAAAUAUUGAUAAAAGUUCAAAAAUGAAUAUGUCAACGAAUAAAGAAGCAGAAAUAAUUAAUGAUUACGAAUUAAAUAGUCUUCUUCAAACCACAAAUACAGAGGUAAAUAUUGAAGAAAAUACUGCUAUAAAUGGACUCAAUGGAGGUAAGACCAAUGGACAAGGUUAUGACGCUAAUGGAAAUAUUCCGGUAAAUGACAAUGAUAUUGCCAACAACUAUCAAUCGUCAAACUAUUACAGUUAUAUGCAGUAUACAAUAGACCAAGAGUCUGGAAAUACAGAUCAACCUAAUCAACCAGGAACAAGCGAAGAUGUGGAUAAUCUAAUAAUACAGCGAUCAUUUUCAUCAAUGAAUUUACAAAACACUGCCACAUCGACGGGCACAUUUAGUAACUCGCCUGGCAAUCAACCAGUCACGCCGAAUGGAAACACGGUUGGCACAUCUAGUAGUGUAGGUGCAGGAAUAAAUACACCAACGAAUACGAAUGGAUCACCAUCACCAGGAACUACGACGAAUACUCCAUCCGGACCUACAACGCCUAAUACCCCGAGCCCUAACACUGGCCCUGGCUCUCCAAACAGUAAUCCAAAUGGAGGUAGUUUAAGUCCGGCCACGUCGUCCCCGGGAACGAACGGUUAUCCACCAAAUGUUUCUCCGACCAAUACAAACAUAGAUUUAACAAGCGGUCCAUACGGUAUCGGAAAACCCAAUGGUUUAAACACUUAUCCUUAUAUGCCUAUAACAUAUCCCACAACUGGACCACCAGGAAAUAUGAAAAAUGGUGUUCCAAAUUAUCCUCAACCAACUGGUGCUAAUACUGGAAGUGGUGCACCUAAUAGUAGUCCAAAUGGCGGAACUCCAACUGUACCAACAUCGAGCCCCAAUUCAAAUGGUUCACCUCCUUCCCCUCACGGAGAUUUAACAAGUAAUACCAAUGGACAAGGUUAUGACGCUAAUGGAAAUAUUCCGGUAAAUGACAAUGAUAUUGCCAACAACUACCAAUCGUCAAACUAUUACAGUUAUAUGCAGUAUACAAUAGACCAAGAGUCUGGAAAUACAGAUCAACCUAAUCAACCAGGAACAAGCGAAGAUGUGGAUAAUCUAAUAAUACAGCGAUCAUUUUCAUCAAUGAAUUUACAAAACACUGCCACAUCGACGGGCACAUUUAGUAACUCGCCUGGCAAUCAACCAGUCACGCCGAAUGGAAACACGGUUGGCACAUCUAGUAGUGUAGGUGCAGGAAUAAAUACACCAACGAAUACGAAUGGAUCACCAUCACCAGGAACUACGACGAAUACUCCAUCCGGACCUACAACGCCUAAUACCCCGAGCCCUAACACUGGCCCUGGCUCUCCAAACAGUAAUCCAAAUGGAGGUAGUUUAAGUCCGGCCACGUCGUCCCCGGGAACGAACGGUUAUCCACCAAAUGUUUCUCCGACCAAUACAAACAUAGAUUUAACAAGCGGUCCAUACGGUAUCGGAAAACCCAAUGGUUUAAACACUUAUCCUUAUAUGCCUAUAACAUAUCCCACAACUGGACCACCAGGAAAUAUGAAAAAUGGUGUUCCAAAUUAUCCUCAACCAACUGGUGCUAAUACUGGAAGUGGUGCACCUAAUAGUAGUCCAAAUGGCGGAACUCCAACUGUACCAACAUCGAGCCCCAAUUCAAAUGGUUCACCUCCUUCCCCUCACGGAGAUUUAACAAGUAAUACCAAUGGACAAGGUUAUGACGCUAAUGGAAAUAUUCCGGUAAAUGACAAUGAUAUUGCCAACAACUACCAAUCGUCAAACUAUUACAGUUAUAUGCAGUAUACAAUAGACCAAGAGUCUGGAAAUACAGAUCAACCUAAUCAAUCAGGAACAAGCGAAGAUGUGGAUAAUCUAAUAAUACAGCGAUCAUUUUCAUCAAUGAAUUUACAAAACACUGCCACAUCGACGGGCACAUUUAGUAACUCGCCUGGCAAUCAACCAGUCACGCCGAAUGGAAACACGGUUGGCACAUCUAGUAGUGUAGGUGCAGGAAUAAAUACACCAACGAAUACGAAUGGAUCACCAUCACCAGGAACUACGACGAAUACUCCAUCCGGACCUACAACGCCUAAUACCCCGAGCCCUAACACUGGCCCUAGCUCUCCAAACAGUAAUCCAAAUGGAGGUAGUUUAAGUCCGGCCACGUCGUCUCCGGGAACGAACGGUUAUCCACCAAAUGUUUCUCCGACCAAUACAAACAUAGAUUUAACAAGCGGUCCAUACGGUAUCGGAAAACCCAAUGGUUUAAACACUUAUCCUUAUAUGCCUAUAACAUAUCCCACAACUGGACCACCAGGAAAUAUGAUAAAUGGUGUUCCAAAUUAUCCUCAACCAACUGGUGCUAAUACUGGAAGUGGUGCACCUAAUAGUAGUCCAAAUGGCGGAACUCCAACUGUACCAACAUCGAGCCCCAAUUCAAAUGGUUCACCUCCUUUCCCUCACGGAGAUUUAACAAGUAAUACCAAUGGACAAGGUUAUGACGCUAAUGGAAAUAUUCCGGUAAAUGACAAUGAUAUUGCCAACAACUACCAAUCGUCAAACUAUUACAGUUAUAUGCAGUAUACAAUAGACCAAGAGUCUGGAAAUACAGAUCAACCUAAUCAACCAGGAACAAGCGAAGAUGUGGAUAAUCUAAUAAUACAGCGAUCAUUUUCAUCAAUGAAUUUACAAAACACUGCCACAUCGACGGGCACAUUUAGUAACUCGCCUGGCAAUCAACCAGUCACGCCGAAUGGAAACACGGUUGGCACAUCUAGUAGUGUAGGUGCAGGAAUAAAUACACCAACGAAUACGAAUGGAUCACCAUCACCAGGAACUACGACGAAUACUCCAUCCGGACCUACAACGCCUAAUACCCCGAGCCCUAACACUGGCCCUGGCUCUCCAAACAGUAAUCCAAAUGGAGGUAGUUUAAGUCCGGCCACGUCGUCCCCGGGAACGAACGGUUAUCCACCAAAUGUUUCUCCGACCAAUACAAACAUAGAUUUAACAAGCGGUCCAUACGGUAUCGGAAAACCCAAUGGUUUAAACACUUAUCCUUAUAUGCCUAUAACAUAUCCCACAACUGGACCACCAGGAAAUAUGAAAAAUGGUGUUCCAAAUUAUCCUCAACCAACUGGUGCUAAUACUGGAAGUGGUGCACCUAAUAGUAGUCCAAAUGGCGGAACUCCAACUGUACCAACAUCGAGCCCCAAUUCAAAUGGUUCACCUCCUUCCCCUCACGGAGAUUUAACAAGUAAUACCAAUGGACAAGGUUAUGACGCUAAUGGAAAUAUUCCGGUAAAUGACAAUGAUAUUGCCAACAACUACCAAUCGUCAAACUAUUACAGUUAUAUGCAGUAUACAAUAGACCAAGAGUCUGGAAAUACAGAUCAACCUAAUCAAUCAGGAACAAGCGAAGAUGUGGAUAAUCUAAUAAUACAGCGAUCAUUUUCAUCAAUGAAUUUACAAAACACUGCCACAUCGACGGGCACAUUUAGUAACUCGCCUGGCAAUCAACCAGUCACGCCGAAUGGAAACACGGUUGGCACAUCUAGUAGUGUAGGUGCAGGAAUAAAUACACCAACGAAUACGAAUGGAUCACCAUCACCAGGAACUACGACGAAUACUCCAUCCGGACCUACAACGCCUAAUACCCCGAGCCCUAACACUGGCCCUAGCUCUCCAAACAGUAAUCCAAAUGGAGGUAGUUUAAGUCCGGCCACGUCGUCUCCGGGAACGAACGGUUAUCCACCAAAUGUUUCUCCGACCAAUACAAACAUAGAUUUAACAAGCGGUCCAUACGGUAUCGGAAAACCCAAUGGUUUAAACACUUAUCCUUAUAUGCCUAUAACAUAUCCCACAACUGGACCACCAGGAAAUAUGAUAAAUGGUGUUCCAAAUUAUCCUCAACCAACUGGUGCUAAUACUGGAAGUGGUGCACCUAAUAGUAGUCCAAAUGGCGGAACUCCAACUGUACCAACAUCGAGCCCCAAUUCAAAUGGUUCACCUCCUUUCCCUCACGGAGAUUUAACAAGUAAUACCAAUGGACAAGGUUAUGACGCUAAUGGAAAUAUUCCGGUAAAUGACAAUGAUAUUGCCAACAACUACCAAUCGUCAAACUAUUACAGUUAUAUGCAGUAUACAAUAGACCAAGAGUCUGGAAAUACAGAUCAACCUAAUCAACCAGGAACAAGCGAAGAUGUGGAUAAUCUAAUAAUACAGCGAUCAUUUUCAUCAAUGAAUUUACAAAACACUGCCACAUCGACGGGCACAUUUAGUAACUCGCCUGGCAAUCAACCAGUCACGCCGAAUGGAAACACGGUUGGCACAUCUAGUAGUGUAGGUGCAGGAAUAAAUACACCAACGAAUACGAAUGGAUCACCAUCACCAGGAACUACGACGAAUACUCCAUCCGGACCUACAACGCCUAAUACCCCGAGCCCUAACACUGGCCCUGGCUCUCCAAACAGUAAUCCAAAUGGAGGUAGUUUAAGUCCGGCCACGUCGUCCCCGGGAACGAACGGUUAUCCACCAAAUGUUUCUCCGACCAAUACAAACAUAGAUUUAACAAGCGGUCCAUACGGUAUCGGAAAACCCAAUGGUUUAAACACUUAUCCUUAUAUGCCUAUAACAUAUCCCACAACUGGACCACCAGGAAAUAUGAAAAAUGGUGUUCCAAAUUAUCCUCAACCAACUGGUGCUAAUACUGGAAGUGGUGCACCUAAUAGUAGUCCAAAUGGCGGAACUCCAACUGUACCAACAUCGAGCCCCAAUUCAAAUGGUUCACCUCCUUCCCCUCACGGAGAUUUAACAAGUAAUACCAAUGGACAAGGUUAUGACGCUAAUGGAAAUAUUCCGGUAAAUGACAAUGAUAUUGCCAACAACUACCAAUCGUCAAACUAUUACAGUUAUAUGCAGUAUACAAUAGACCAAGAGUCUGGAAAUACAGAUCAACCUAAUCAAUCAGGAACAAGCGAAGAUGUGGAUAAUCUAAUAAUACAGCGAUCAUUUUCAUCAAUGAAUUUACAAAACACUGCCACAUCGACGGGCACAUUUAGUAACUCGCCUGGCAAUCAACCAGUCACGCCGAAUGGAAACACGGUUGGCACAUCUAGUAGUGUAGGUGCAGGAAUAAAUACACCAACGAAUACGAAUGGAUCACCAUCACCAGGAACUACGACGAAUACUCCAUCCGGACCUACAACGCCUAAUACCCCGAGCCCUAACACUGGCCCUAGCUCUCCAAACAGUAAUCCAAAUGGAGGUAGUUUAAGUCCGGCCACGUCGUCUCCGGGAACGAACGGUUAUCCACCAAAUGUUUCUCCGACCAAUACAAACAUAGAUUUAACAAGCGGUCCAUACGGUAUCGGAAAACCCAAUGGUUUAAACACUUAUCCUUAUAUGCCUAUAACAUAUCCCACAACUGGACCACCAGGAAAUAUGAAAAAUGGUGUUCCAAAUUAUCCUCAACCAACUGGUGCUAAUACUGGAAGUGGUGCACCCAAUAAUAAUCUGAAUGGUGAAAUAUCAAACUCAAUAUCCCCGCCUACUCCAAAUACAGAUAUAAAUCCCAUGCUUAAUGGAGGUAUACCUUCUUUUAAGGGCUAUGAAGAUUCUUAUGGUACACCACAGUCUGGAUAUCAACCUCCUACAGGUCAAAUUCCUGAUAAUUAUGAAUCAUUAAAUUAUAAUUUUGACUAUGAAUUGCAGAAUGUGGAUUUAGAUGAUGUUUUGAAUGAUGGUCAAAUAAAUAUAGAUGGUAGAUAUAUACCUGAUAAUUAUGAUCAAUUAAAUAAUGAUGGAGUUUAUACUCCUGGAUCAAACGACGAUGUUGAAUUUUACAAUAGCUAUUUUUAUGAGGAGAGUUCUGUUAAUUUUGAAAGACAGAAUUCAAAUGGUGAUUAUGACACCCCAAAUUAUGGUAGUAAUGUUGAUGAUUAUUUAGAUAAUAUUAAGUAUGAUGAUGAAAAUCUUCCAGAACCUCUGUAUGAUACAUAUGCAUCUAAUUUAAUUCCUGGGUAUGAAAAUAAUCAAUUGGAGUAUGGUCCACCUUCUAGAGGAUAUUCAUUUAGUGAUAAUGAUGUUGCACCUUAUGACACUGAUAUUUACUCUUAUAAUGGUUUUCCAAUGUCUGAAAUCAAUCCUGAUAUAUAUAAUUAUGAUAACAUGCCAUAUGGUAAUGAUCAAAGCGGAAUUGGAAUCGAUGAUAUAAAUCAUAAUAACAAUGAAUUAAGUGAGAAUGAUUUUAAUAAAUUUCAAAUUACUCAAAUUUCACAAACAACUGACAGUUAUUCGGAUAUGGAUAUGACGUCUGGUACAUAUGACUUUGUUGAUGAUGUUGAUAGCAGUAGAGCAAUUAUGGAUUCUAAUUACAUGGGACAAGUAAUUGAUAACACUAUAUAUAAUGGUGACGAAUAUAUGCAAUCAGCUAAUGUACCAGAAUAUAACCAAUUAAAUACUGGUUAUAGUACAACCUAUUUGAGAAGUUCUUCAAGCACAGGAGCCAAUGUUGAUUUAAAUGCCGCUAAUUUAGAUAAACAGAGUUCUGAUUUAAAUAGUUUGCUAAUUGAAAGUGCUCAAUUAAAUAGGUAUAUGUACGCUGAAAUUGAUACAUCAAAUGUUAAUACUCAAAUAGGAGGGUCAACUCAAGAUGGUUCUAAUGGUAUUCCUAUUAAUACUGUGGAUAGUCGUUUUAAUUCUAUCCAAAAUACAGUUGUAAGUAAAAAUAAUGCAUUAGAUGUUGGUCAAAAUGUGUAUGGUGCUAAUGGACAAGUCAUUGGAAAAAUCUAUAAGCCUUCUGAUGCCACUAGAAAAAAUAAUAAUCGUCAUAAAUAUAGCGGUAGUAGUAGUUAUAGCAGUCACAGUGAUAGUGUGUUCUCUGAUGAUAUUCAUGCAAUUGGAAAUGAUAUUAAACGAGCUGCUCGUGAUGCAAUUGGUAAUGUAUACAAUAAAACAAAGGAUGCCUACGAUAUUACGAAAGCUGUUGGAAAAGCCAUUGGAAAAGCUGUAGGAAAUGUUGCUAGUGAUGCUGCAAAUGGAGUUGAAAAUGCGGCUGACAAAAUUUAUCAAGGGACUAAAGAUGUUGCGGAGGAUAUAGGAAAUGCUGCUAGUACAGCUGCAGAUGAUGUUAAACAAACAGCCAAUAACGCGUAUCAGGACACAAAGGAUGUUGCGAAUGGCAUGGGAGAUGUAGCUAGUGAAGCUGGAGACGGUAUUAAACAGACGGCAAAUAACGCUUAUCAAGGUACUAAGGAUGUUUUGAAUAGCGUGUGAAAUGCUACUGCAUACACUGGGGAUCGCAUUAUUUAUACCUAAAAAAUAAUUUUCGUUUGGAAAAUGAUAAAAAUAUAAUGCUUAUAACUGAUUUAAAAGUAUUUUAAACAUUGUACAAACAAAAAAAGAUGUCUAUUCAAUUUAGUAGUAAAUAUAUAUAUGCAUUUUCUUAUAUUAACUAUACAAGCUAUUAUAAUAGAUACUCAAACUGAAAAUUUUUUAAUUGUUAAUCAUGCAGUAUGAUAUGUUAUAGUUUAAGUUUAUUAUUUUUAUAAAAUGUAAAAAUAAUAUUUUUUCAUAUAAAUUAACGAAACUUUAUAUGAUUCCUAAAUUAAGCAAUUAAAAUAUUUAACUGAACAUUUAUUUUUAUCUUUAAAUCUGAUUAGUUUUAUUGAUAAAAUAUUAAACAUCAAAAUCAAAUUCAUGAAUUUUUGCAGUGAUGGAAUAUGGAUGGCUGAGAUUAAUAAUAUUGCCUAUCUUAGGAAUGAAUAUUUUAUUUAUGUAUAUCGUAUAUGAGAUAAGAGCAUAUUAAUUUGAUAUUAUAAAUUAGAAACGUAUACAGUUUAAUUAAUAAAUCUCUAAAUUAUAUCUUAAAGGAACACAGAUCAUUCAGGUCCAUUUCCCUAGUAUCUCUUCUUUCCUUGGAUGUAUGGACUCAAAUUGGAAGCUUUUUUAUAUUGGUAUGUGCUCAAUUUCACCUUUUUUCCGUUUGUGCAGAAAUUUCUAUGAUUAACUAAUUAUUAUUAUUAUUUUAUCGGCAUAAUAUAAAAUAAUAAUUCACUCCACUUCAAUAUUAUCCAUUCUAUAGGACCGAGUGAUUCAUGGCCUGCACCUUUUUUUGACAUUGAUGCUCUAUUACUUUCAUAUUUUAUCUGGAUAAAUUUAGUCAAGUUCUGUUCCGAGAGUUUUAAAUAAAAACGGUGCGGGGUAUGAAUUCCUAUGUAUCACUAUGCAGAUAAAAACGAUUCAUAUGUACACUAGUUAUUUUUUGUUUUUUUUUUUUAGAUUGAAAUAACUUAUUACUUAGAAUUUAUUUAUAAAUUUAUGUAGAUAAUCAUAGUAAUACAAUAAAAUGAAAAAAAAAAUCACA
Rhopalosiphum padi (bird cherry-oat aphid) is the source of this 8750-nucleotide messenger RNA. RefSeq names its product mucin-2-like. The transcript is spliced from 2 exons. NCBI's taxonomy places the organism in Eukaryota, Metazoa, Arthropoda, Insecta, Hemiptera, Aphididae. The coding region runs from base 89 to 7660 and encodes 2523 amino acids. The record is from RefSeq and is a predicted model, not a curated record.